Molecule: messenger RNA, 1460 nt
Organism: Anastrepha obliqua
Lineage: Eukaryota; Metazoa; Arthropoda; Insecta; Diptera; Tephritidae
Gene: fusl
Exons: 6
Coding region: 93-1337 (414 amino acids)
Biological process (GO): clustering of voltage-gated calcium channels; neuron-neuron synaptic transmission; neuromuscular synaptic transmission
Cellular component (GO): presynaptic membrane
Source: RefSeq, a predicted model, not a curated record
ACUUCUGGGCAUUUGCAUAUACAUAUUACCAGAUUACAACAAUAACAAACAGCGAGAACAGCGCGUUUUUUGUGGGCUCCUACGCUUUUUUAAUGAUGUUAAGUGGCGAAUCGAAUGUACCGUCAUUUGGAAGCAAAAAGACGCUACAAAAAAAUAACAACCUUGAUUUAAAUCCAAACAAAAAAAUUAAAACCUUACAUGAGUUAUUUCUGGAAAUACUAGAUGCAGCGUUAUCAUGUGCUAUAGUGGCACCUUGCGUAAUCGCAUAUUGGCGCGGAACCUGGGAACUAAUGGGAGUCUUAUUGUUCCCACGAAGUAUGCCACUCUCCGCGUUAAUGUCUUUUUUAAUCGGCGGUUUUGGGCACUUUAUCUUCACAAUUACGCAAUCUUAUUUUCGAAGCUACAUCAACCCUGAUAAGCGCCGAUUAACCUAUUAUGUAAUAUCACGCAGUUACACAGCUAUAUUUGGCAUAGUAUGUGUGAAUAUGUGGCGAGGUUCUUGGAUACUUUGCGAUUGGCUCACCAGCGCAGACUCACUAAUAAUAAUUGCCGCUGUUACACUGAUAUGUAUGAUGUUUUUGGUUGCAACACGCACGGUUCGAAAUCUGAGUGCUGCCCCUUAUGCAGUUGCAAUGGAUCAUAAAAGUGACUAUUUCGAUGUCGACACCAUGUUUAAAAUACCGGGUUUCCAUCAGCCUGGUUUAUAUGUACUAGAUACUCUUUUCUCCGUUCUUGUAAUCGGGACAUUAGUUGUCAUAGUGUGGAGAGGAGUAUGGGGUAUAAUGGAUAUAACAUUUUACCCUUUCGACAGAAAAAAAUCAUCUUGGAGCUCAUUGAUUCUUGGCUACACAACUGUAUUCAUCACAUUUGUAAUUAAACCAAUUAUACGUUUCGUUUGCAAAAAAAUUGACGGUAUCUUAAAAUUGAUCAUUUGCGACAUGUUCUAUUUCUUAAUUUUUUUCGGGGCUGUAAAUGCGUGGCGAGGAAUUUGGAACCUUCUAGACAUAUACCUAUACCCAGAUAAUAAAAUACUAAGCUACUGGUUAACGCAUGUUAUACCAUUCCUCGUACUAGCUGCUCUAAAAUGUUCCAAUUCUGUAUUAGUUCGAGGCGUCUUCAUUGAUGCGGAAGGUACACCCGAUGAAUGUGUUGAAAUACCGAUUAAUUACGUAAAACUACAUUUUCAACGAGAACGCAAUAAGAAAUCCAUUUGUAUGUGCCAUCAGAAUAACAUCGCGAAAAAAAUAGAUAAGGAUGCUCAAAUAAACUUAAUCGAGAAGUCUGAGAAAGUGGAUAUCAGGAUACAAACUGGCAGGGAAGCAACACGGAUUGUAUGAUUAAUAUGAAAACAUUAAGUAAAGUAAAGUAUUUAUAUUUGUAUGUAUUCGGUUUAAAUUAAAAUUUGUCAUAUAUUAAAGUUUAACCAAAUGAAGUAAGAAUCCCUGCUGCAAUGAGAAAAA